Saccostrea cuccullata (small rock oyster) is the source of this 1796-nucleotide messenger RNA. Its product is annotated as multiple epidermal growth factor-like domains protein 10. The transcript is spliced from 11 exons. Gene Ontology annotation, molecular function: scavenger receptor activity. Lineage: Eukaryota; Metazoa; Mollusca; Bivalvia; Ostreida; Ostreidae. Bases 104 to 1765 code for a protein of 553 amino acids. The record is from RefSeq and is a predicted model, not a curated record.
GACGAUAUGCAGUGUUUAGAAAUUCAUCGAUCCUUAUACAAUUUUUGAUGAUUUUAUAUAUCUUUUUGAUUUCUGACUGUCAAUCCGUUAAGCCACGGGGAGAAUGUUACAUAUGUGUAAACAAGUCUGUCUGCCUUUUUCGUUGCUCAUUCUGUGUGUUUCAUCUGAGUAUGUUAAUGAUGCAUAUAAACAUCCAACCUGGCAACAAACUACACAUUCGUCUAAUUUUGGAGCCGAAAAAGCAGUGGACGGCUUGAAAUCUGACUUAUCUGCCGAGGGGCAUCAGUGUAGCAUUUCUGCCAAUAACCAAAGAGUGGCAUCUUGGCGAGUCAAUCUGCUUGAGAGAAAGUUUAUUCAUCAUAUAGUGAUAUAUUAUAGAACAGACAAUUUUGCUUGGGAUGAAAAUAAUGCUUUAGCUGGGAGAUUUCUAGGGUUUUCUAUCUAUGUAUCAGACACUGAAAAUAAGGAUGAUGGCAGAUUGUGUUUCCAUGACACUGAGUACAACUUGACAACAAUACCAAGUGUCCUAAAUAUCACGUGCAAAAUAUUCGGCCAGUAUGUAAUUUAUUAUAAUGAAAGGAAAACCGACAAAGUUUACCCGGAUGGUUAUUCAAAAUAUGCUUUCAAUGAACUUUGCGAAGCAGAGGUUUAUGGUUGUGCCUCGGGGUUUUAUGGACCAAACUGUUCACUUCCUUGCCAGGCAAAUUGUCAGACUUGUAAGGCAGAUACAGGCGCCUGUUUAUCGUGUAAUGUUGGGUACAUGGGAGAAAAUUGUGAUUUCAGCUGUGAAUCGGGAACUUUUGGUAUUAACUGUUCCAGUAUAUGUGGAGAGUGUACAGGAAACUGUGAUCAUAGAUUUGGAAAUUGUUCUCAGGGAUGUAAAGCGGGAUUUAAAGGAAUCAUUUGCAAAGAGAGCCAUUUCAAUAUUUCAGCUUGUGAACCAGGAAAGUUUGGAAGUAAUUGCAUUCAAGAUUGUGGAAUGUGUGUGGGGGAGUGCUUUCAUAUAAAUGGAACAUGUAUCGGAGGAUGUCAACCCGGAUAUAAGGGUUCUUUGUGUGAUAGGGAAUGUUCCAAAGGUCGAUAUGGCAUUGAUUGUACAGAAUAUUGUGGACAGUGCGAAGGAGAAUGCAGUCAUGUGCAUGGAACGUGCCAAGGCGGAUGUAAGCCUGGUUAUUUAGGAUUAACAUGUCAAAAAGAAUGUGAUUUGGGAAAAUAUGGUGUAAACUGUAGUAGAUAUUGUGGAAAGUGUAAUGGAAGAUGUAAUCAUGUUGACGGAAGUUGUGCUGAGGGGUGUAAAGCAGGUUACAAAGGAGAAAUGUGCCAUGAUGUUUGUGAUUUUGGGUAUUUUGGAGUUAAUUGUCAUCAGGAGUGUAGCAUGUUUUGCUCAACAUCGCGCAACUGCAGUACAACCAGUGGCAAAUGUAUUAAUGGAUGCAAAGACGGAUGGGAAGGAAUGGAUUGUCUAAAGAUAAUUUUUCCGAAGGAGAGCAAACUUCUAGGAUCAAUGGAAACAGUUAUGGCACUGUCAGUCAGCCUGUUCAUCAACAUAUGUCUUAUGUUGAUCUAUUGCAUAAACAGGCACGACUCUGCUAUGGUAAGAAAACAACAAAAGACAGAUUUUCGUAGUUCCCGACAGGAUUUCAUGUCAGUGGGAAAUCAGACAGGACCAAUAACUCUUGAAGUCGAGGAACAACACAACGAAGGGAGUUAUACGGAACUGCAAUUUCUAAAUAACAACACAAAUAGUGACUAUUACAAUUUGUAAAGAAAUAAAAAUAUUGAGUCUUGAUUAUUUA